AUGAACCCGUCCAACGACGACAGAAACCUUCUCUUUUGGCCAAUAAAAAUCGACAACAACACGAUCGCCCUGCGCAGCGUGGGCAACAACAGGAUCUGCCAACUCCAUAACUGGGGCAACAUAAACCGGUGCCUGAACGCAGCGGUUGAGCUCGUGCUCAACAGAAGUAUCUACAACGUGAGGUAUCGGAUGGAGGACGCCAGGAUAUACGGGGAGACGCCAUAUGCGGCUGGGACCACCACUGCUUCCAACUUCUCAAAUCAAGACGCCGAGGUUGGCGUCCAGAUCACGUACGAAGAAUCCAGCAGUUACACCUUCAGCCGCAGCUUGUCUCUGACGGCGGGGGUGACCACCACUAUCUCGGCGGGGGUGCCUUUGGUCGCGGGAGGAAGCAUCGAAAUCUCGUAUCAGGUGAAUGCGGCGUUCGAGUGGGGAGAGUCUAGGACUAGGACGAAGACGGUCACGGCUACGGGGACGAUUCCUGUGCCGGCCAGGAGCGUGGCGUCGGUUCGAUACGUGGCGACCAUGGGGACCUGCGAUGUGCCCUACUCCUGA
Messenger RNA from Salvia hispanica, 555 nucleotides. The record is from RefSeq and is a predicted model, not a curated record. Lineage: Eukaryota; Viridiplantae; Streptophyta; Magnoliopsida; Lamiales; Lamiaceae.